This is a messenger RNA of Rhinolophus ferrumequinum (greater horseshoe bat), 3382 nucleotides long. RefSeq names its product T-box transcription factor 2 (gene TBX2). NCBI's taxonomy places the organism in Eukaryota, Metazoa, Chordata, Mammalia, Chiroptera, Rhinolophidae. Gene Ontology annotation, cellular component: nucleus. Gene Ontology annotation, biological process: positive regulation of DNA-templated transcription; cell fate specification; regulation of transcription by RNA polymerase II. The transcript is spliced from 7 exons. Bases 319 to 2460 code for a protein of 713 amino acids. Gene Ontology annotation, molecular function: RNA polymerase II cis-regulatory region sequence-specific DNA binding; DNA-binding transcription factor activity, RNA polymerase II-specific. The record is from RefSeq and is a predicted model, not a curated record.
GUUAGCGCAGGGGAUCCGAGCAGGGCAGGACAUGUGAGAUAGUCACAGUUUUCCAGAGAUCACGACAAGAUCUAACCAGUCGCGCGUGGUCCCCGGCGCCGGAGCGGGCCAGCCCAGCCCAGCCCCGCGCAGAGCCCCCGCCACCCCCGCGCUCAGAGCCCGGCGCCCCUCGCCUUGAGCCGGACGGGGAGCCGGGAGGAGCUGCCGCUGCGCUUGCCACCCGGGUCGCCCUUCCUCCGCGCGCGCUGCCGCCCGGGCCGGGGGUCCGAGCCGCGCGCCCCCGGCCCCGGCCCCCGGGCGCCUGGGCCGGAUGUCCCGAUGAGAGAGCCGGCGCUGGCGGCCAGCGCCAUGGCUUACCAUCCGUUCCACGCGCCACGGCCGGCCGACUUCCCCAUGUCCGCCUUCCUGGCGGCGGCGCAGCCCUCCUUCUUCCCGGCGCUUGCACUGCCGCCCGGCGCGUUGGCCAAGCCGCUGCCGGACCCGGGCCUGGCGGGGGCGGCGGCCGCGGCAGCGGCAGCGGCCGCGGCGGCCGAGGCGGGGCUGCACGUCUCGGCACUCGGCCCGCACCCGCCCGCCGCGCAUCUGCGCUCUCUUAAGAGCCUGGAGCCGGAGGACGAGGUGGAGGACGACCCCAAAGUGACGCUGGAGGCCAAGGAGCUGUGGGACCAGUUCCACAAGCUGGGCACCGAGAUGGUCAUCACGAAGUCCGGGAGGCGGAUGUUUCCUCCCUUCAAGGUGCGAGUCAGCGGCCUGGACAAGAAGGCCAAAUACAUCCUGCUGAUGGACAUUGUGGCUGCUGAUGAUUGCCGGUAUAAAUUCCAUAACUCACGCUGGAUGGUGGCUGGCAAGGCUGACCCAGAGAUGCCCAAACGCAUGUACAUCCACCCCGACAGCCCGGCCACCGGAGAGCAGUGGAUGGCCAAGCCGGUGGCCUUCCACAAGCUGAAGCUGACCAACAACAUCUCCGACAAGCACGGCUUCACCAUCCUGAACUCCAUGCACAAGUACCAACCGCGCUUCCACAUCGUGCGAGCCAACGACAUCCUGAAGCUGCCCUACAGCACCUUCCGCACCUACGUGUUCCCCGAGACCGACUUCAUCGCGGUCACUGCCUACCAGAACGACAAGAUCACGCAGCUGAAGAUAGACAACAACCCGUUUGCCAAGGGCUUCCGGGACACCGGGAACGGCAGGCGGGAGAAAAGGAAGCAACUGACGCUGCCCUCUCUGCGCUUGUACGAAGAGCACUGCAAGCCCGAGCGCGACGGCGCCGAGUCGGACGCCUCAUCUUGCGACCCUCCUCCCGCGCGGGAACCGCCACCCUCCCCGGGGGCAGCGCCUAGUCCUCUGCGCCAGCACCGGACCAGAGCCGAGGAGAAGUCGUGCGCUGCCGACAGCGACCCAGAGCCCGAGAGGCUGAACGAGGAGCGAGCGGGGCCGGCGCUAGGUCGCAGCCCGGCCCUGGACGGCAGCAGUCCCCCUCGCUUGACCGAACCUGAGCGCGCCCGGGAGCGGCGCAGCCCGGAGAGGGGCAAGGAGCCGGCCGACAGCGGCGGGGAGGGCCCGUUUGGCCUGCGGAGCCUAGAAAAGGAGCGCACCGAAGCCAGGCGGAAGGACGAGGGGCGCAAGGAGACCAGCGAGGGCAAGGAGCCCAACCUGGCACCGCUGGUGGUGCAGACAGACAGUGCAUCCCCCCUGGGCGCUGGCCACCUGCCGGGACUGGCUUUCUCGGGCCACUUGCACGGGCAGCAGUUCUUCGGGCCGCUGGGGGCUGGCCAGCCGCUCUUUCUGCACCCGGGACAGUUCGCCAUGGGCCCUGGAGCCUUCUCCGCCAUGGGCAUGGGUCACCUGCUGGCUUCGGUGGCGGGCGGCGGCGGCAAUGGCGGAGGUGGUGGGCCGGGGACCGCCAGCGGGCUGGACGCAGGUGGGCUGGGCCCCACGGCCAGUGCGGCAAGCUCCGCCGCACCCUUCCCGUUCCACCUCUCCCAGCACAUGCUGGCAUCUCAGGGAAUCCCAAUGCCCACCUUCGGAGGCCUCUUCCCCUACCCCUACACCUACAUGGCAGCCGCUGCGGCAGCCGCCUCCGCUUUGCCAGCCACCAGUGCUGCGGCUGCAGCCGCCGCCGCUGCCGGCUCCCUCUCCAGGAGUCCCUUUCUGAGCAGUGCCCGGCCCCGCCUGCGUUUCAGCCCCUACCAGAUCCCGGUCACCAUCCCACCUAGCACUAGCCUCCUCACCACUGGCCUGGUGGCGGAGGGUUCCAAGGCUGCAGGAGGCAAUAGCCGGGAGCCCAGUCCUCUGCCCGAGCUGGCUCUCCGUAAAGUGGGGGCCCCGCCCCGUGGUGCCCUGUCGCCCAGCGGCUCAGCCAAAGAGGCGGCCAGUGAACUGCAGAACAUCCAGAGACUGGUGAGUGGGCUGGAGAGCCAGCGAGCCCUCUCCCCAGGCAGAGAGUCACCCAAGUGAGGGGGCUGCCCAGCUGCUCCGCUGCCACGCAGGCCUCCUGGGCUGCCUGCCCCUGCUGCUUGGGACCUGUACAGCACAGAAUGGGUAUUUAUUUAAAUAAAGGAGUAAAAGCGAGCUGAAGCAGCCGGAAUAGAGCCCCGACCAGCCAGUGAGACCUGGGACACUUUCCUGGGCCUCACAAGUAAUCCGGAAACUCAGUCGCUUUGGAGACACUGGACUCAGUCCAGAUCUGCUCCAGUGUCAAGGUGUCAUCGUCCGGGGGCCUCUUCGGGUCCUCCAGCUCUGUGGGGAGGCCUCAUCCCCGGCCAGGCCAGCGGUCUCUUCGUGAGCCAGGAGGUGCAGGAGUCAGGGGUGGGAGCUUCGGAGGGAGCCCCAGAGCCUCUAGCCUACUGCCCAGACCGCUUGAGAAUCUGGGAUGAGGGAUGCUCGGGUCAGUGAAGAUUGAAGUCAGUGUAGACUUAACUGGGAGGGAUCUGUCCUUUUAGUCCUCCCACUUCUUCCCCCCUGGGUCAGCGGAGGGAGUGGCACUUCUGCCUUGAGUCCCCAGGGAAAAAAGAUAUUUAUGAAAUAAAUGGUAAUUUGUGUAAAUAAGCUUUAAGAUUCCCAGAAUAUGCAAAUUGGUAUUAAUUUAUUCAAAGGUGUACAUGGCUGUGUACAUAAUAUUUAGAGAUUAACUCAUAGCAUUUAAAUUUUUUCAUUUUACAUGAGCAUCUAUAUUGUACAGGGCUGGGGGCGGGGAUUCCUUGGCUGCAGGAGAAGGCCCCGACCUCGGGAGGAGCUCCCACCCCGCCAGCCCCUCGGCCCCUCAGCCCGGGCUUUGCUCGUCUGGCCCGCGGGCUCCACCUCAGGUUUUCACUUUUCGCUCCGGAGCGAGACGAAACGACAAAAAACGAGAGAAAACAAUAAAACGCUACAAUGCGAA